Messenger RNA from Alternaria alternata, 1647 nucleotides. Its product is annotated as MFS transporter-like protein. The record is from RefSeq and is a predicted model, not a curated record. Gene Ontology annotation, biological process: transmembrane transport. The transcript is spliced from 4 exons. Bases 1 to 1647 code for a protein of 548 amino acids. Gene Ontology annotation, molecular function: transmembrane transporter activity. Lineage: Eukaryota; Fungi; Ascomycota; Dothideomycetes; Pleosporales; Pleosporaceae.
AUGACGCAGAAGGGACAAUGCGGGACAGAAGAUGAACUGCAAGUUGGAGCAGCAUGGAACGGGAAGCGGAGUAGGUUCAGGAUGAUCGCUAUCGUCACGGCGCUUUUUCUCUCGCUCUUCGUCUCCGCCCUUGAUGCAACAAUCGUCGCCACAGCCCUGCCGACCAUAUCCAGCGAUCUUAACAGUGCCGCUGGCUACACCUGGAUUGGAGGCGCGUAUCUACUUGCCAACGCCGCGUCUGGCCCUAUCUGGGCCAAGUUGUCUGACAUCUGGGGUCGAAAACCAAUCAUGUUGGCAGCGCUUGCUAUCUUCUUCGCUAGUUCAGCUGUUUGUGCAACGGCGAAGACGAUGCAGGAAUUGAUCAUCGGGCGGGCUUUCCAGGGGACGGCGGGUGGUGGACUCAUUCUUUUAGUUCAUGUUUGUAUCAGCGAUCUGUUUAGCCUGAGGCAGAGGAGUUUGCUAAUGGGCUUUACGGAAGGCAUCUGGGCAUUAGCCGGCGGUAUCGGACCCGUUCUGGGAGGUAUCUUCGCUAGCCUGGUGACAUGGAGAUGGUGCUUCUACAUCAACUUACCCAUCAGCGGAUUCGCCGCUUUGCUUAUUCUUCUCUUCCUGGACAUCAAGCACGAACACACCUCUUUCUUCGAUGGCAUCAAAGCCAUAGAUUGGCUCGGAAUCUUCACCUUCCUCGGAUUUACACUCAUGAUUCUCUUGGGUCUGGAUUUCGGUGGCGUCCUAUUUCCAUGGAGCUCUGCUAAAGUCAUUGCACUACUCGUAGUGGGUGGAGCCAUGAUCCUUGCAUUCAUUUACAGCGAGGCCAAAGUGGCGAAAUAUCCUUUGAUUCCCAUGACGUUAUUCCGUCGAAGGACAAACAUCGCCGCUUUCCUCGUUGUCUUCUUCCACGGCUUCGUCUUCAUUGCAGGAGAGUAUUAUCUACCACUGUUUUUCCAAGCCGUCCUCGAAGCUUCGCCCUUACGAUCUGGACUGCUUCUUCUCCCUUUCAUCGUCACAGGCGCAAUCGCGGGAGUCUUCUGUGGCUUCAUAAUGCAUAAGACGGGACAUUUUCGCGAGAUAAUCUGGGUCGGUACCUUUCUCCUCACCGUUGGCUUUGGCCUAUUUAUCUCCUUCGAUGCCUACACAUCGACAGCUAAAGCAGUCGGCCUUGUUAUAGUUGGUGGCUUAGGAUCCGGUAUCCUAUUCGAAGCGCCUAUGAUUGCUAUCCAAAGUCAGGUUGAACAGCAUGAUGUUGCAAGUGCUACUGCAACUCUAUCUUUUAUCCGCAAUAUCGGCGUCUCAAUUUCGACCAUAAUCGGUGGCACCAUCUUCCAAAAUUCGAUGAACAACCGCGCUUCGUUUCUCCGAGACGCCGGGUUGCCACAGAACCUCUUGAGUCAGCUUGAUGGCGAUAGUGCGAUGGCCAAUGUUAUGCUUCCUGCUACCUUCGAAAAUCCAGCAUGGGAGCUUGCCGCGAAACAAGCCUUCGCGUAUGCGAUGCGCAACAUGUGGAUCACCUACACGGUGUUUGCUUUCUUGAGUUUUGCAGCGAGUUUGUUUAUAAAGGCGGCGGUAUUGGGGACGGAUCACGUGGAGACUGUUACCGGACUGAAGAAAGACAAGGUCUCGACAAGAGUGGAGACGGAUAGUCUGUAA